AUGGUCGUCUCAGACAAGAUAACCGUGGCAGUUCGCGUCCGUCCACUUGGCGAACAUGGCGUGGGAGAUGUCGUUGUGCAUGACCCAGCUUCCUCUUCUCUCAUAAUCGGUGUUGAUCGUUCCUUUACUUUCGAUCAUAUUUUUCCAUCAGGGACAGACCAAACUUCGGUUUAUGACGUCUUAGUCGCUCCUCUUGUCAACGACUGUCUCAUUGGGGUAAAUGCCACAGUACUCGCUUAUGGGCAGACUGGCUCGGGGAAAACUUACACUAUGGGAACAUCAUAUGAAGUCGAGGACUUUUCAAUGACAGAUGGUGUGGGAAUAAUUCCACGUGCUAUUGUUAAUCUCUUCGAUCAAAUGGGGAACAUAACAGACAGUGAAAUUGCGGUGGAAGCUCAGUUUAUUGAAUUGUAUAACGAAGAGCUAAGGGAUUUGCUCACUCCCAGGAAGAAUCCCGUUAAAAUACAGGAAAAGGUUGGUGGUGGAAUUUAUCUCUCCGGUGCAACAUCAGUACGAAUAAAUUCAGUAUGCGACGCGUUACACCUUAUAAGAGCGGGUGGUGAGUCCAGGUCCACCGGAUCCACGAAAAUGAAUGCACAUAGUUCUAGGUCGCAUGCCAUCUUAACUUUGCAUAUCAGUCAACGAAAGAAGGUUGAGGGCGAUUCUCGUGUUGAAUUAAUUUCUUCGAAGUUUCAUUUCGUUGAUCUUGCUGGGAGUGAGAGGUUAGGUCGUACGGGCGCAGAGGGCGAGCGAGCAAAGGAGGGAAUCAAAAUCAAUUACGGACUGCUUGCUUUGGGAAAUGUCAUCAAUGCGCUUUCGGAAAACCAGAAACAUGUUCCAUACCGCGAUUCCAAGCUUACUCGCCUUCUCUGCGACUCUCUGGGUGGGAAUUCCCGCACUGUCCUUAUUGCCUGCAUUUCUCCUGCUGAGAUUGACAUGAAUGAGUCCAUCAACACCCUUCAGUAUGCCACUCGUGCGAAAAAGAUUCGCAACACCAUAUCUGUCAAUGUGGCCAACAUGACGUCAGCUGAUGCAGAGACGUUAAAGAAACUAUUGGCUGAAAAUCGUCGUUUGCGGCAGCAGCUGAAACUGGUCACUUCACAAACGGGGUCGGGAAUGCGCGCCAUAGCUUAUUCACGCUCGCCCAGUCGCUUGUCGUCGAGACCUCCAUUGCCUCCUCGAGCCAAGGAGAACCUUGCACAAAUCGCCAGUUCAUUUGACAAAAUUAUGGCUCUCCGGAUGAAGCAGAUGAGUGAAAUUACGAGUGCGAGCGCUGUGCGGUUCCAGAAGAUGUUGCAACUAACGAAUUUGAGAAUGCAGCAUGCUGUUCUCGAUGGAUGUAGUGAUCCGCAGGUCAGUUCUACUAUCUGUGUUGUCCCAUUUUCCGUGGAUCCUUAG
Hydatigera taeniaeformis is the source of this 1398-nucleotide messenger RNA. The record is from the annotation of a GenBank genome assembly. Lineage: Eukaryota; Metazoa; Platyhelminthes; Cestoda; Cyclophyllidea; Taeniidae.